UUGCACCUCUCCGUUUUAGGCAAUUUAAGCUCACCUGGAACACCCAUGGUCAGUGCUCUGCAGCCUGGAGAGUGAAGCAAUCAUGCCUGUUGCAGUGAAAGCCUUGCAGGUUAUUAACCUGGACCUUCAGCGAAGCUCAAAUACUAUUGCACAUAGGACCAAUGAGUUCAUGACUGAAAAGCUUGUUGUAAGGAGAGGUGAGCCAUUCAGCAUGAAAGUCGUGUUCAACAGGGACGUGCAACCUGAAGACAACCUGAUAUGGUGGACUCAGAUAGGCCACUCAAGCUCCAAAAUAAUACUUGGCUCCAGCAAUGAACAAUCUUGGCAUGCUACCUCCAAAACCAACAUUGACCACUCCAUGGUAAUCGCUAUCAAGUCACCGGCUGACGCAGUUAUUGGACGUUACCUUGUGGGUUUUCAGAUCAAGAGUGGGCAGAGUAAUGUAUUCCACAGCAUUGGGGCGUACAUACUGCUUUUCAACCCCUGGUGUUCAGAUGACCCAGUGUACAUGGAGGAUGAUGCUGCAAGGAAGGAAUAUGUUCUCAAUGAGAGUGGAACCUUUUUCGUGGGAAGUGCAAGUGAAAACCCUCCUCAGAGACCCUGGGAUUUUGGCCAGUUUGAAAAAGGCAUUUUGGACAUCUGCUUAAAAAUGCUGGACAGUAGUAAUGAGUACAGAACAAGUGCUGCUAAAGAUCUUUCUCGCAGAGGAGACCCAUCCUAUGUAUCAAGAAUACUAAGUGCUAUGGUUAACAGUCCAGAUGACAAUGGAGUUAUUGUUGGCAAUUGGAGUGGGGAUUAUAGUGGAGGAGAAGAACCCACAAGAUGGAAUGGAAGCGCUUACAUUCUUCGUAAAUGGAAUGAAAGUGGACCUGUCAGAUAUGGACAAUGUUGGGUGUAUGCAGGAGUCCUCUGCACUGUGCUCAGAUGUCUUGGAAUCCCUGCACGUACAAUCUCAAACUUUGCUUCUGCUCAUGACACUGAUGGAAAUCUCAUUGUUGAUCGGUACUUUGAUGAGAAUGGCAGGGAAUUGCGUGAUACAGCUGACAGUAUAUGGAACUUCCAUGUGUGGGAUGAAGGUUGGUUUAUCAGAAAAGAUAUUGGAUCCAAAUAUGAUGGAUGGCAAGUUGUGGAUUCAACUCCACAAGAGAGAAGCAAAGGUUCAUACCGCUUGGGACCAUGCUCUGUGAACGCAGUUAAGGAAGGUGAUGUUGACAAGCCAUACGAUGCUCCUUUUACAUUUUGUGAAGUGAACGGCGAUCUAGUAGACUGGUUAGUUUACUCUAAUAAGCGAAUAAGAAUAAACACACAAACUAGUGCAAUUGGAAAAUUUAUCAGCACCAAGGCCAUCGGUUCAAGUAGACGUGCCGACCUAACCAACAACUAUAAGUAUACUGAAGGAAGCAAGGAAGAGAGGGAGAUUUUCAAUAAGGCAGAGUCCAUCUGUUCAUCUAUGCUGUCCAGAAAUACUAAUAAUGCCAUUAUUUCACUCGUGGCCCUCUCAGUCAACGACACAGAGCCAGAGGCAAAACCAGAUUUUAAGGGUGUUUUUACACACAAUGAACCCCAGAUUGGUCAGGAUGUCACUUACACACUGAUGCUGCAAAGCAUAAGUUCUGAGAAGAUAAGUGUACAACUCAAGAUGACUGCUACAGCAAUUAUAUACACGAAUGCCCAAGUAAAAGAGAUCCUGAGGGAAGUGCAAUCUGUAACCCUGGAACCUAAAGAAGAAAAAAAUAUACCCUUUUUAAUACCAUAUGCUCAGUAUGAAGCUGCCAUAACUACAGAUAAUAUGAUCAAAGCUGUUGCGCUAUGUGAAGAUGAGAAAGGAGGCAAACUACUGGUGGAUUCGGUGAUGAAGCUGAGGUCCCAACCCAUCGUGAUAAAGACAACAGGUGAAGCACGUGUGAGGCAGCCUCUCCAGUUGGAGAUUAUUUUCACCAAUCCCAUUUCCCAGGACAUUGUCAACGCCGUUCUGACAGUGGAAGGCAGCGGGCUGGUAAAAGAGCCUAUCCAUAUUGAAAUACCUUGUCUGAAGAAAAAUCAGCAAUCUGUGACCAAUAUCAACAUCAUCCCUUACCGAGGUGGCCCCAGGUGUGUCGUGGUGGACUUGAGCUCUAAGAAGUUCAGUGACAUUAAGGGGACAUUGACAAUUAAUGUGUCUUCUGCAUAACCUACCAGCUCCACAUUCUUCACAUUCUUCAUCAAAUAAAAUGGAAACAUUUUGCACAAAGAAAA
Messenger RNA from Rana temporaria (common frog), 2235 nucleotides. Its product is annotated as protein-glutamine gamma-glutamyltransferase E-like. The transcript is spliced from 13 exons. Gene Ontology annotation, biological process: peptide cross-linking. The record is from RefSeq and is a predicted model, not a curated record. NCBI's taxonomy places the organism in Eukaryota, Metazoa, Chordata, Amphibia, Anura, Ranidae. Gene Ontology annotation, molecular function: protein-glutamine gamma-glutamyltransferase activity. Bases 83 to 2170 code for a protein of 695 amino acids.